AAUGCCGGCCAAAAAUGUAGUUUUGUCUCACAGACAAGUGCACAGUUGUUAGGCAGCCGUCCAGGUAUGGACAAGCAGACAGAUUCUCAGCAUGGUACCGUGUCUAAAUCUGAUGACAGUAUUAAGAAUCCUGUUUCACAGUUUGUUGGUUGUGGCCCGGGUAUAGACAAACCUGCUUCGUUAGGUGCAGGAUCAAAGACUGCUAGCCAAAAAAGUGAAGGAGUCAAAACCAGUUAUGGUGCAGGGAAAGCAUUUUUUGGUAUGGUGUUUGUGCGGCCGGGAGAAGCACCGCCAAGUAGUAGUGUACCUUCUGCAGCGUUAGCGCGUACUGGGGGCAGCAAAACUGCACGCCCCGCCAACAAAAAGAACGAAGCCAACAAGGCACCACCACCAUCACCAGUUUCAUUCCCACCCACGCCAGAGGCGAAGCCGAUUCUCAGCAAGGAAGAAUAUCUCGCUGCCUGGAAAGGUGAGAAAGAUGUUCAGCUUCAGAAAUUGAAAAAAUUGGCGUAUGAAGUUGUUGCUUUGAAAACUGCUCGUCCUAAUGCUAAGGAUAAGCUCCACUCUGCAGCAAACAGGGUCCCUGUGCGAGUUGAAUUCAGCACAGAAGCUGUAACCGUUUUCAGGAGCAACAGUACUUAUCUAUGCUAUGUGUUUGUAGAUCGAGUUUCUGUCGGAUCAGGCAGAGGUUUGAAAAUCAAAGAUGCUAAGACAAAUGCAUACGAGGCAGCUUUACAGAAGAUUCUCAUGCCUCAUGUCCGAAUUAAUAAAGUUGACCCUGAAAGCAGCGAACUUGAAGCCUCAAUGGAACCUUUUCUCUCACCUCCUCCUGAACCUUCUCCAGUGCCGCUACAGAAAGGUGUAGCUAAACCUCCACCUUCCACUCCAGUGGCUCCCCCAAAGACAAACACCAUCAAGGAGAUCUCUUCUCAGCAGAAGGAAUCAAACCUGGAAUCUGGAUGUCUAAAACGGCGUCUGGAUGAGCAGAAGCCGGUGGAGGAUUUUGUGAUUGUGGAGCCAUUUACUCCUACUCCAGACUGCACUCCAGCACACACACUCCGUCGAAGUGCCGACUUCAAUCACAUGCUUCUGGAAUACGAGUACUUUUUCAAGGGAGAUGCUGCUCGCUGUGUCGUGAAGAUCGAAAGCAAUGUACUGGCUGAUGUCAACGGCCCUUCCAAAAUGGCGGCAAAGAAUAUGGCAGCUUCUAAGGCUUUGCAGAAACUAAAAGAUAUAUGUUGGGUGAUAAAAACUAAGAAAGAAGUUGAUUCACAUAAUAAGAUUUGCAAAGAGGAUAUGUUAAACGAGCUGUAUGAUCAGUCGGAUGAAGUUAUAGGUGACGACAAUGUUGGAAAUAGGCUUCUUCGUAAAAUGGGCUGGUAUGGAGGUGGUGUGGGGAAACAUGGUUCAGGAAUUGUUGAACCAGUUUCUCUGAGUAAUGUACUCAACCGCGAAGGUUUAGGUCUUAGUGCUAAGAAGGAAAUCACAGAGGAGUAUAAGAGGCGAGUAAAGCAAGUGAUUGAGAACUAUGCGUCUUCUGGUGAUCAGGAAGAUCUUGUGUUUUCUUAUGAAUUCCGUUUGAAUGAGAGGCAAGUCAUCCAUGAUGAGUGCCGCCGUUUGAAUUUGAACAGUAAGUGUCGGGGUAAGGGCCGAAAGAGAUAUUUAUGCGUCAGUAGAAAACGGACGGCAGUCGAGUUGUUUCAUCAUGUCAUGGUCAGUGGGGGAGAGACUGCCAGGUAUUUGCUGGUGCCACCUGGUUUUGAUGAAGGUGCUGAGUCACAGUUGGCAUCAGGUGGGCCAGCUUCAUCGAAAACUGCCAGCAAAGGUGGUGGGAAAGAUAAGGAGGAUGAUAAAGACAGCAGUGGGAAGAACACAAGCAAAGGUCUUUUGCCAACCCCUGGUCUUCUAGGGGAAGCACCCGUGCCUCUUCUAAGUCUCACCGGCCGUCGGCCCCCUAUCUUCAACCAAGCAGCUCAGCCAUUGCAAGGAAAUCCUAUGAGACCUCUUUUAGGCAGCAGAUUUGGUGGUCCUAGACCAGGAUUUGGUGGUCCUAGACCAGGAUUCGGUGGUCCUAGACCAGGAUUCGGUGGUCCUAGACCAGGAUUCAGUGCCUCAGGACCAGGUAAACAGAAUAGAAUUGGCCACCCUAGAUUAGGAAAUUUGCGCUUCCAAAACGGGAACGGCAUGAAUGAUGAGUUUAGAAACAAUCAAUAUGCUCGGGGUCCUCACAGCAAUGAUGGUUCUCAAGAGUUUGAACGCCCAGAUGGUAAUUUUGAUCAUGAAGAGAAUGAUUUCAUUGGAAGGAAGAAUUUUCCUAAUGGAAACAUGAAACCACGAGUACCACCAAAAGGUUUCAGAAAUAACAAGGACAUAGGUAAUCAGUGGGGAGUUCAUGACAACAAUGAAUGUUUUCUGAACUUUGGUAAAAACCCUAAUGGUUUUCACACUCAACAUGGAUUGAGAUUCGGUGGUUUAUGGAAUAAUGAGGAUACAGGAAAUCAGUGGGGGGACUGGCACAACAAUGAAGGUUUACAAGGUGGAGGUGACUACAGUGGUGGGUUUAUUGAUAAUGAGGGUGUGUGUGGGACAGAAUUCCCUGGUGGUGGGAAUAAUCAAGGAAGCCAGUGGGGAGAAGGUGCUAAUGGAAACCAGUGGGGUGGUGGGAAUAAUCAGGGAAACCAGUUGGAUGGUGGAAAUAAUCAGGGAAACCAAUGGGGUGGUGAAAAUAAUUGGGGAAACCAAUGGGAUAGUGGGAAUAAUCAGGGAAACCAAUGGGGAGGAGAAAGUAAUCAAGAGAACCAAUGGGGUGGAAAGAAUAAUCAAGGGAAUCAGUGGGGUGGUGAGAAUAAUCAACAGAACCAAUGGAAUGGGGGGAAUAAUCAGGGGAACCAAUGGAAUGGGGGGAAUAAUCAGGGGAACCAAUGGAAUGGAGGGAAUAAUCCAGGAAACCAGUGGGGUGAAAUUGAUAAGGUGGAUAAUCAGUGGUGUGGUGGCUAUAAUCCAGGGGACCAAUGGGGUGGAGGGAAUAAUCAAAUAAAUCAGUGGGCCGGAGGGAAUAAUCAAGGAAACCAGUCGGGUGGAGAAAAUAAUCAGGGAAACCAGUGGAGUGGGAUUAAUAAUCAGGGAAACCAGUGGAGUGGGAUUAAUAAUCAGGGAAACGAGUGGGGUGUGAUUAACAAUGAAGGAAAUCAGUGGGGUGUGAUUAACAAUCAGUUAGGUGGAGGAUUUAAUCAAGGAAACCAAUGGGGAAUGCAAGAGAAUCAUGAAUGCUUUCAAAAUGUAAAUGAUUGUAAUGGUGGUUUUCAGAAUCAGAACACAGGGAUGCAUAGAAGGGGAUUUGGUGAGGCAGAUAACUUGUUUAAGGAGGGUCGACAAGGGGUUGGAGAUAACAUUGAGCAGAGCAAACACUUUCCUAGUCAUAACAACAGAGGGCCCAAAAUGGGAUUGGGUAUUCAAGGUGUGGGAAAACGAAAGAAGGAAAAGAGUCCACGAAAACUGGGGAUGUUUCCUAUGGGACCCGGGGAAACAGAGCAGAUAAUGAAUGGUGGUGGGUCACGUCCUUUAGGGUUUGGGAAACCAGCAGGGCAUAAACAGAAGAGGGUUAAGAGAGAGAGUGGUAGUGGAGGGAACCAGGAAAACAUGCAGCAAAAUAUAGGACUUUUUCAGGGCACUGCGAAGGGACGGUAA
Molecule: messenger RNA, 3687 nt
Organism: Candidula unifasciata
Lineage: Eukaryota; Metazoa; Mollusca; Gastropoda; Stylommatophora; Geomitridae
Source: the annotation of a GenBank genome assembly